UGUUUGCCAACUGUUAAUAAACAUGAAGGAGGAGGAAAAGAAGAAGGCGAACACAGCUCGCAGUUUCCUAUGAGCGGAAUCAUGUUUGAAAACUUCAGGGAAAAGCUUCACAUCGUCCAGCAGGAUUUCACAACGGGUUUUAAGACUCUUGGAGACAAAUCACGAAACACCAAAAUGAAGAGGAGACCCAGAUUUGAAGAACACCUUCCUCAGUUCAGUGCUGGACUGGAAAUCCUGAACAGGUAUGAGGACGGUUGGUUUCUGCUCCAUAAAAGAACGAAGGACUGUGCUCAGGCUGCAGAGGCACUGGAUGGUGACAUAGUGAUGCUCUCAGCACACUGGGAAAGAAAAAGGACAGCACUAACACAACUACAUGAACAACUGCAAAGCUUGCCAGCCUUUAUCAACGAUCUUGAUGUUAUCACUGCUAAUAUAGCUCAUUUGGAAGGUGACUUUGAGGAAAUGGAGAGCAGACUGGUAUACCUGGAGACUCUGUGUUUUCAGUGUGAGCAACAGGCAGUCAAACAACAACACAUCAGCCAACUAGAAACACUAAAGAAAAAGAAAAGGAGGGAGGUGGAGUUGCUGGAAGAGGAACUGAAUUCUGAGCACGCUCAGAAGGUAGCAGAGAUGGAGCAGAUUAUGCAGCAAAAACUAAGAGAGCAGCAGAAAGUCUAUGAAGAAGCCUUUAACCAAGAUGUGGAACAAUAUCUGUCCACUGGAUACCUACAGCAUAGAGCGCCACCAGGUGCUGAUAUAUGCUCUCUGGAUCAGAUGACAGUAACUAACAUAUCAGACCAAGAGGCUUUGGAUGACUUCCUGAACUCCAGUGGUGAUGAAAUCAAUACUGGAUCAUCGCUGACUUCAGGUCCAGACCUCACAUCUUGCUCUUCUGAGUCUUUGAACCAAACCCCUCCCACAAAUAACCAGCUGCACAACAAGGGUGCAUUCUGGCAGGCAGAAGAAGAGCUGGCCAGUCAGGAGAGUGAUGAGCCUCUGGUGCAGUCGGACGAGGAGGAUGUUCAACCAGAUAUGGCAUUGGUUGUUCUGCAUGAUGUUGGCACAGUCAGAGGCUCUGAUGAUAGUGACUCUUCAGGAGACCUGCACACUAGCAACUGUGGCCCUGAAACUGCCUGAAUCUUGGAGCUGUUACUGCAGAGCUUUCAACUUGCAUGAGGUUUUUCUAGUUCUUAAAAUAUCUCAAAUGUUAGCAUACAACUCUUUCUGAAGACAAAGAACAUCACCAGUCUGGUUUAUUUCAUAAUUUCAAGCUUGUGAAAACAAACAAAUUGAUUCUAACUACAAUGUAUGCAAUCAGAAAUAUAUUCUAACCCAAAUGAUUGUUGGUUUGUUUGAAAAAAAAAAGAAAAAACAUAUCCUUUAACAUGUGUGCUGUAUGCAGUGUUUGACAAACAAGACUGUAUUUGUCACUCAGUCUGCCGGUCUGUCUGUAGCACAGCAGUGUGAGAUUUAAUGUGUUAAUGUGAAAUCUGGUUUGGUUUAUCAAAGUUCUGAUAACUAGGAAGCUGUAAAUAAAAAUCACU
Molecule: messenger RNA, 1544 nt
Organism: Archocentrus centrarchus (flier cichlid)
Lineage: Eukaryota; Metazoa; Chordata; Actinopteri; Cichliformes; Cichlidae
Gene: dtnbp1a
Product: dystrobrevin binding protein 1a
Exons: 10
Coding region: 70-1137 (355 amino acids)
Biological process (GO): platelet dense granule organization; regulation of synaptic vesicle exocytosis; anterograde synaptic vesicle transport
Cellular component (GO): neuron projection; cytoplasm; plasma membrane
Source: RefSeq, a predicted model, not a curated record